This is a messenger RNA of Zea mays, 1259 nucleotides long. RefSeq lists its product as uncharacterized. The transcript has 4 exons. Gene Ontology annotation, biological process: chloroplast rRNA processing. The record is from RefSeq and is marked validated. Gene Ontology annotation, molecular function: mRNA binding. The coding region runs from base 71 to 940 and encodes 289 amino acids. NCBI's taxonomy places the organism in Eukaryota, Viridiplantae, Streptophyta, Magnoliopsida, Poales, Poaceae. Gene Ontology annotation, cellular component: chloroplast thylakoid membrane.
AAACGAAAAACCUCACCGGCUCCAUUCCAAUCCAUCCUUUCCUUAUCCCCUCUCCCUCCCUUCGUUCGCCAUGGCAACCGUGUUCCUCCGUUCCCUCGCCAUGGCCAUGGCCGACACCGCGCUCCCGCCCUCCCACAAGCUCCUCCCUACGGUUUCCCUGCCGCUCCUCCCCUCGUCCACCCGCGCCGCGCCGCUCCUCCUCUGCGCCAGCCGCCGCCUGCCGCCCGCGCCCCUCGUUGCCUCAUCCGACGCCGUCGAGACGAACAUUGAAUGGGUCGACGACGACGAGGAGGAGGCUGGAGAAGCCUUCGACGAGGAGGGUGGGGAUGUUGAGGAGGAGGUGCUGGCCUCAGGCGACGAGGGUGAGGGGGAGUACGCCGCGGUGGAGCCGCCCGAGGAGGCAAAGGUCUACGUUGGGAACCUCCCCUACGACAUCGAAAGCGAGGGACUCGCGCAGCUCUUCGACCAGGCCGGCGUCGUCGAGGUCGCCGAGGUUAUUUACAACAAAGAGACUGGCCAGAGCCGUGGGUUUGGCUUUGUUACCAUGAGCACUAUUGAGGAAGCUGAUAAAGCCAUUGAGAUGUUCAACCGCUAUGACAUUAGUGGGAGGCUUCUGAAUGUAAACAGGGCAUCUCCUAGGGGCACUCGCAUGGAAAGGCCUCCGAGACAAUUUGCGCCUGCUUUCAGAGCUUAUGUUGGCAACUUGCCAUGGCAAGCUGAUGACUCUAGGCUGGUGCAAUUGUUCAGCGAGUACGGAGAAGUCGUUAAUGCUGCGGUUGUCUAUGAUAGAGAAACCGGGCGCUCACGAGGAUUCGGUUUUGUAACGAUGGUGUCGAAGGAGGAACUCGACGACGCUAUCUCUGCCCUGGAUGGACAGGAAUUGGACGGCCGCCCUCUUCGGGUGAACGUUGCAGCAGAGCGACCACAGAGGGGCUUUUGAUGCGGGCGGCGGUACGAGAGAGAUGGCUGCUUGUUUGUGAUAAGAGCACGGAGACACAACGGAGGAGGAACGGUACAAAUUAGCGGAAGUUGAUGCUGUCACAAGUUGCUAGAUCCCUCCCUUAGCUUCGUGAUUUUGGUUCUUGUCGACAUCAUCAUGAGUUAAAUUAUCCAAGUAGGCUUCUAUGUUUGAUCUAUCCCGAUUCCUGAUGCCUUGUCACAUUAUCAUCGUGGCAAAUGUUUUGUUGGUAAAACCAUAGGAGCAAACGGAGAUUAUUUAUAUCUGGCGUAUAAAACCGUACCCAGUGUGUUGCAUCUAA